AUGGGUCGCCUAGGUUCUCUUCGAGAACGGAAAGCGUUGCUGUUCGUUGUGCGCUGGAUGUUGGAAGAGCUAGGCAAACAACACUGCGAUAUCGGAGCCGAAUGGAAGCUGCUGACCGAGGACGAAAAGCGGCCCUUCAUCGACGAGGCGAAAAGGUUGCGAGCGAUGCACAUGAAGGAACAUCCCGACUACAAGUAUCGACCGAGGAGAAAACCGAAACCGAUCCGGCGCGAUGGCUAUCCCUACCCGAUGACGUAUCCCUCCGUGCCGGUCGAUGCACUGCGGGCAGGCAUCACACCCAGCUACUUCGCACCGGGCGCUCCGUACCACUUAGGAAGUCAUUUGUCACAAACUAGUCCUCCCACAUCACAGUCCUCGAUCAGCAGCCAGAUGGACGUUUCCAAAUUUGCGCUGGAUCGGAGCGCCUACUUGAACACGGCAGCCGCCGGAGCCCUGUACGAUUCGACGAAGAACCAAGCCAACCCGUACAGCGCCUACCUGGAUCCGACAACGGUUCUCACCAAGGCAUACUUCGAUUCCAAAAUGUACCAGGAUCGGGCUACGGCGGCCGCCAACUAUGCAUUCGACAUUUCCAAAAUCUACGGCUCAACCCAACAGCAACAGCAACAGCAGCAACAGCAGGCACACUCCCAAUCGCAGCAGCAGUCGCAUCAACAGCAGCACCAACUGCACCAUCAGCACCAGCUGAACGGUGGUGCCGAUGACCGUGAACCAACUCCGCAGCUGAACGAUGUCAAUGUGGACAUAAAACCACAGCUCGGCGAACAGGUGGACAGUUCACCGUUACAUAGCAACAGCUACGGGACAAACAGUGCAAAUUUACUCGGUGGAGGAGGUGGUGCCUCCGGAUUGUAUCAGUAUGCCGGGGUGGGGCAAUCCGGGGGAAGUGCGGUCGGUGGCUCCGGUUCUGGUGGUGGAGGAACCGGAGACUAUCGACGGCCCCUUACGGUCAUAUUUUGACCUAACUCGGAAGUGAUGGACGAAAGAGAUUAUUGAAGCAUAGAAUUCUAGUUUGUAAGCCUAAACGAUAUAGAUCAACGAGGUAUGUAAGCGUAUUACAUUGCUGUUUAGUAGUGUUAAGUGCUAUGAUUUUUCUUUUGAGCAACCCUUCACGGCUAUGGCAUGCGGUGCGGGAAAGCUUAUUUGCUUCGUAUCCUAUUGCAUUGGAAACGAACCGCACAUCAUCCUUUUUUCGGCGAGUUUUUAACACCGGUAGAAAACAUAGCAAACAUCGCACCAAUCCGUAGCAACAUAUGAUCCACAUCAUCCACAACACCGGCAAGCGUAGACACAAACAUUUUAAAUUAUGCCACUUUUAGACCAGUUAUGGUUGCAAGCAUCAUCAACUUAGGGUAACAACUUGUACACAACAAAGCACCGUGAUUUAGAUAUAUGCUAAGAAGCAGGAUUACAAAAGCGAGCUGUACAGCUGAAUACGAACUAAAUUAUUAUUCCACAUUAGCAGGAGAUAUGUAGCAGUAAGGUAUCUUUCAACGUUAAGCUCUAGCAAAUGUAAUGUAAUUUAAGUUGAAAUCUCUAAAGGAACAUUCAUCGUUUGAAACGGUUUUAACGAAAUAGAUUGUAACGUACUCGGAAAAGAACAGAAUCUCCCAAAUACUCUGCUUCUUGGAGUGAAUCCAAUGUGAAGCGACAUAUAAUAUUGAAUUGUAAAAAAAAAUAUUGGAAAAUUGUUAAAUUAUUUCACUAUGUAAAAGUACUUUCAUCACUUUGUCACCAGCAGAGACAGAAUGGACAAAUUAUGCAAAUUAACUGUAUUAUCAUCAUUAAGGGUAAUGGAAACGAAUAUUGAUUACAACAGAAUAAAAAGUAAAAUUACUAUCA
Molecule: messenger RNA, 1863 nt
Organism: Ochlerotatus camptorhynchus
Lineage: Eukaryota; Metazoa; Arthropoda; Insecta; Diptera; Culicidae
Gene: Sox21b
Product: Sox21b
Exons: 4
Coding region: 1-981 (326 amino acids)
Biological process (GO): regulation of DNA-templated transcription; anatomical structure morphogenesis; cell differentiation
Molecular function (GO): DNA-binding transcription factor activity, RNA polymerase II-specific; RNA polymerase II cis-regulatory region sequence-specific DNA binding
Source: RefSeq, a predicted model, not a curated record